AUGGCUCAAGAGCUUAAAGAUAUACAGAAGGAAGUCAUUCAGUCUCGUGUAAAGACAUGGGAGACCAAACAAAAAGCAAAAGUUGAUAACAAGGCUGACAAAAUGAUAGCCAUCAACGAGGAGAAAAAGAACGCAAGUGAAAUAGACCUGGAGGCCUUGGGGAAGAAGAUUGAGACAAAAGUUGAGAAGCUAAGACAUAAGGAACUGGAAAAAAUGAAGAACAAAGAAGCUCACUCGAUCAAGGUCACAGAAGACACCAAGGUCAAAAUUGAAGCAAAACGCACCCAUGGACUUCAGAAAGUUGAAAAGAAGGCUGAAAAAUUUCGUGGCAGCAAUUCUUUGCCAACCAAGUGUUUUGGUGUUUGUGUAGACGAGUGA
Messenger RNA from Prunus avium (sweet cherry), 378 nucleotides. RefSeq lists its product as uncharacterized. The record is from RefSeq and is a predicted model, not a curated record. NCBI's taxonomy places the organism in Eukaryota, Viridiplantae, Streptophyta, Magnoliopsida, Rosales, Rosaceae.